ACUGGCCCUGGAUCCUGCAAGAGGUUUGGGGAUCAAGGGCUUUUGCCAGCGGGCCCCGGCCUGAGGCCGCGUGUGGAUCAAGGCACGUGAGGUCUGCUAAGGCCAUGGCAAGUAGAACCCUGGCCCUGUGUGAGGUGAGGCCUGGUUGCCAGGUGACUGUCCGUGGCAGCCACCUGCUGUCAGAAGGACUCUGCUUGCUGUGCUCACCCCUCAGCUGCAGCCGCCCCGAUACCUGUCCUGCCCUUGCUACCAUGUCGCGGCAACUCAACAUGGAUACGCUGCGGCAGAACUUCUGGAAGGAGGAAUAUCUGCGGGAGAAGAUGUUGCGCUGUGAAUGGCACCACAAGUACGGGUCGAUGGUGAAGGCCAAGCAGAAGGCUAAGGCUGCAACCCGCCUACCCCUCACACUGCCCACCCUGCACCCCAAAGCCCCACGCUCACCCCCACCUGCCCCCAAAGCGGUGCCUUCCAAGGGCCCCAGCCCUCCCCCGGAGACGCCUAUUCAGUCAGAAAUGUAUCCAGUACUGCCCGCCACCCGGGCCCUGCUGUAUGAAGGCAUCUCCCACGACUUCCAGGGGCGCUACCGCUACCUCAACACCCGAAAACUGGACAUGCCAGAGAUGCGCUACCUCUUCCCCAUCACCACCAACUUCACGUACGGCUGGCAGCUGGGACCCCCGGUGAAGCAAGAACUGGUCUCCUGUAAGAUGUGCCGCAUCGAAUCAUUCUUCCGAAAGAAUGGGGCCUUCACGGUGCUGGACCCCCGUGAUCUGGCUCUCUGACCUUGGCCUGGCAGUGGAGUUAGGGGAGGGCAGAAGAAAUAACAGGCCUCCUCGCGGGGCUGAACUGC
Hyaena hyaena (striped hyena) is the source of this 850-nucleotide messenger RNA. RefSeq names its product ATP6V1F neighbor (gene SPMIP1). The record is from RefSeq and is a predicted model, not a curated record. NCBI's taxonomy places the organism in Eukaryota, Metazoa, Chordata, Mammalia, Carnivora, Hyaenidae. Bases 105 to 782 code for a protein of 225 amino acids. The transcript is spliced from 2 exons.